UACCGUCGAUAACUCAGACAUGGAGCGACACCAAACCAGUGUGACGAGGACUCCCCUCAACAGUGUUGUAGUCCAGAGGAGGAGCAAAAGUAAGAGCUACCGGCAGUCGUACCGUAGCUGCUUAGGUGCUACUUCACGUCUUGGCUUCACCCCAGCGUUGACAGCACAGAGGCUCAACGCCAGCAGAAGAGCUCCAAAGUCACAUGAUAUCACAAAGAAGGUGAACCCCGAGCAUCUAAACUUACUGAUGAAAACAGAGUGGCAGCUGUCCUACGUGACUCCUCUCUACCAGUUCAGACACACCCAGCUGAAGAGCUACUCAAGGCAGCUCUCUGCAUUUAUCGCUGCAGAGAAGCAGCAAGGUUUUGCUGUGGAGGUGGACGGAUCGCACAGCUUCAGAGUCUCCUUCUCCGUGGUGCAGGGGAUGGUCGAGACAGACCACGAUGCUGAGACCAUCCUCAUACAGAUCCAUUCAAGUCCUGCGUUUGCCAGGCAGGACGAGCCACAGAAGUCAGUAUGGAGAGGCUGCCUCACUUGUAUCAACGGCAACCCCGACUACAUCCACUCACUGCUAAAAGACUUUAUCUGUAUGCCGCUCUUUGGCAGCAGUGGGCCACAGGGUCUCACCAGUUUGGUUAAAUCCUGGUUCCAGCAGACCUUUGACUGCUACUUUGGACCUUUGGAGAUCAGCAAUACGAGCCUGCAGUGGCUGGUGGCGUUAUGGACAAACUGCCACACGGAGUCCAACAUCCAGCACCUCAAAAUGAUUUGGACUCUUCCAGCUGUGCCACCACUGCAGGUCACCUACUCGGUUAACCCCGAAGACGCCUGGGAACUGUGGAGCAGUGUGAGAAAGGCUCACCAGGAGGAGAACGAGGGAGGAGAGAAGGCGAAAGAUGAGGCUAUUGUUGAUAUCGAGGAGGUGAUGAGGUUCAUGCAGUGCCUGAAGAGCCACUUCUACAGACACUUCAGGCUGGAUCUAUCAGCAGGAAGCCUGGACCAGGUGUCCACAGCACUGGGCUCAGCCAAGAGCAACGGUCGAAUCAAGAUUUUAAACAGCAAAUACAUGAUCACCACCCUGACACUACUGACAGAGUGUGCCCUUCUCAAAAUGCCCAUCUGAGUGGGACCGAAAAAAAACAA
This is a messenger RNA of Scomber scombrus (Atlantic mackerel), 1143 nucleotides long. RefSeq names its product centromere protein L (gene cenpl). The transcript has 5 exons. Bases 20 to 1123 code for a protein of 367 amino acids. The record is from RefSeq and is a predicted model, not a curated record. Lineage: Eukaryota; Metazoa; Chordata; Actinopteri; Scombriformes; Scombridae.